CAAGCUCCAGUCUCAACUCAGCGAUUGGGACCUUGGUAGCUGGCCCGUCAUGGCUGUGCGUCUUAGCCGCCGCUUGUUGAGCGUGCCCGCCAUCAAGGAUUUUGCUCAGUACGAGGCAAUCAAGACGUCCAAGGCCCCUAUGAUGGUGGGGUUCUUCUCCGGCCACUGGAGCAUGGCCGGCAAGAUGUACAAGGAGCAGUUCCAGGCGAUGGCGAACUCCUACCCCAAGUACAGCUUCUAUACCUGCGAUGUCGACGAUGCUCCCUUGGCAGCCUACGAUGCGGAGGUGACGGAGGUGCCCAGCGUGGUGAUCCAGCCCCUGGGCCUCAAGCCAGAUGGCUCCUACUACGACAAGACAGACAUGGUGGUGGUUGCGCCAGAGCUGGCCAAGUUCGAUCAGGUUCUUUCCCGGGCCAAGGCGGCGGUGGAUUCCAUCGAGGUGCUGGAGGACGAGGGCGAGAGGCAGCCGUGGCAGUUCGACCCAGCCACAGGUACGACCUUGCCACCGCACAAGUGAGGCUGUCACAGAACCAGCAACACAUUUCAAACACAGACCGUUUUGUCACGCGAGCCACAAGUUCCC
This is a messenger RNA of Effrenium voratum, 583 nucleotides long. Lineage: Eukaryota; Dinophyceae; Suessiales; Symbiodiniaceae. The record is from the annotation of a GenBank genome assembly.